CAAAAGCUAAAAAAGAAAAGAAUCCGACGGAUCCUCCUCCCUUACAAGAACGCCUCCCGAGUGUAAACAAACCCGGCGAUGGCGCGGAGCUCGAGCUACUUUCCCAACUAUUUCUCCCUCGGGGACAUCUUAGCGACGCAGGACCGCGUUCCUUGUAAAUUCGAACUGCCGGUGUAUAAUCUGGGCUACCUUGAUCCAUCUAGUGGCAAUAAAGAUGUGGUUGCUGGAACAAAGUUGGAGCUUCCCUGUUGGCUGGCCAGAGCUCUCUGCUCAUCAAGACGGCACAUAGUGUCAGCCCAGUUACCGAAUACAUUUAAGGAGCGAUAUAGGGAAAUUAUGAAAGCUGAUGCAAGUGUUGUAGAUUUGCACAAACUUGGACCACACUAUUAUGAGUUAGGACAGCAUCUCCUGCCUCUAGCUGGACCUGAAGCAGCAGCGCUAGCAUCUCUUUUGACACAAACGCUCAGAGAACGGCUACGAGGAAUAAUGGACUCUGCGCAGAACUCUCUACGGGAUGAUGUGAAUGCCCAGAUUGUCAAACUAGAUGAGCUUGAGAGGACGCUCUUCCAUGCUGGCCAGAAAGCUCUCCAGGAUCACCAGCUGUGGCUGUCCCGCAGGGCUCACAUCCUCACCACUUCGACCAUGGUUGAUCAGCACAAUAAGAGGAAAUUCUCGGCAAUUGAUUCAUGAAAAAAGGGAAAUUAAAUUGAAGAUUGUGUACAGAUUUCUCACUUUCUAGAAUU
Molecule: messenger RNA, 743 nt
Organism: Penaeus monodon (black tiger shrimp)
Lineage: Eukaryota; Metazoa; Arthropoda; Malacostraca; Decapoda; Penaeidae
Product: DNA replication complex GINS protein PSF3-like
Exons: 4
Coding region: 79-690 (203 amino acids)
Biological process (GO): mitotic DNA replication initiation
Cellular component (GO): GINS complex
Source: RefSeq, a predicted model, not a curated record